Molecule: messenger RNA, 1023 nt
Organism: Lachancea sp. 'fantastica'
Lineage: Eukaryota; Fungi; Ascomycota; Saccharomycetes; Saccharomycetales; Saccharomycetaceae
Source: the annotation of a GenBank genome assembly
AUGUCUCAAACUGAAUCUCAAGAUCGCAGCGAGCUUUACAAAUCUGCAGUAGCUUUUCUGGUCGAUACAAGCGUGUCAGAUGCGCCUUUAACAAAGAAAAUAGAGUUUCUACAAAGCAAAGGGUUAACCCAAGAUGAGAUUGAUAAAGCACUGAAAGAAGCCAAAGAAAGGCCUCGUGAGAGCUCUAGUGAGUCUCCUGGUGUGAAAGUGAAGCCUGAGGAGACUUAUGAACGUGCAAAUGAACACCACCAUCUGCAGUACGAGGCACUGCCUCCACCACUGCCGCAAAGGGACUGGAAAGACUAUUUCGUGAUGGCCACGGCCAGCGUAGGACUUUGCUACGGUGUAUAUCAGCUGGCCAAAAGGUACGUGGUCCCAAAUCUACUACCGGAGUCUCACUCAAAGCUGGAACAGGACAAAAAACAGAUUCUGGAACAAUUCGAUCGCAUGGAGCAGUUGCUCGAUACAAUCGAGACUGAGCACAAUGCGUCAGUGAAAAAAGAAAAUGACAAGUUUCAAGAGCUCGAUCAGGUAGUUGUCGAGUUGCAAACAGCAGUAGAAAGCUCGACCAGGGCACGUGACAAGCUAGAAGACGACGUCCGGAUUAUGCGACUUGAGAUCGAGGGUAUUCAGAAAAACGUCGAUACUUUUAUCACUGAGAACUCUAGUAACCCUGCUGUUCGCAAACUCAACGAAGAAAUCUUAUCGCUGAAAACGCUUCUCAAAACGAGUGAUUUUAUGAAAGUGUCUGAGACUCCUUCAGAUCACAACAAAUCGCCGCUGCCUGGUGCAGAGGUGAUUCCUUCCGCGUCUGAAAUCUUAGCCAAGAUGAAUUUGCCUAAGAGAGGCGAGGUCGCUGAUCAGCCUGCCUGGAAGAAAGCUCGCGACGCAGCAGCAAAGACAAACGACAAAAAUAUACCAGAAUGGCAAAAAACAACUGCAGAAAAUACAUCGGCACCUAUUCCCGAGUGGCAGAAAGCAAUGCUCAAUGCGGAAUCUCCGAGCCCAGAAGUCGAAUCCUGA